GGCCGAGCCGUUCGAUCGUCUUGUGGGCUGUCGAGGGCGCGGCUGUCGGGAUCUUCCCGCCCUCUCGCUUCCCGAGUUGGUUUGGUCCGAUCGCUGGGAAGGAAUUUGCAGAGAGGGACGAAUAAUCGCGAUGCAGCAUUGACUUGGGCAAGGAAGGAUCAGUCAUGGUGAUUGGAGUCGAGAUCACAGCCACAGCUAGCCCCAUCUUGCCAACCCAUUUAGGUUGCUGAAAGCCGACCUAGCUGAAGGCUUUGUUGCUCUGAAGCCCUCUUUUUCUCACAUCGCCUUCAUAUUCUGCCAUAGACAGUAACAGCUGAAAGGUGCAAUUCCGGCCUCUCAAUGCAUGCAGUAUGCAAAUUCUGUUGCUUUACAAGCGAAGCGCACUAAUGCGGUCGGUGAAUGUUCAUGGCAAAUAACACUUCAAAAAGAUUAUCUAGGUCUGUCUUGAUUUUCGUGAGGCUUGGCUAGUGAUAUACAAGAUUCCCCAAAGCACUGGAUUGAUAUACAUCAGUUUUUGUCUUCAGAAGCAAAGAAUGGCCAAAGAAACAGUAGAAGUGGACACCAAAACCACAGAAGAAUGGCUAGGACAUGCCAAUGGGUUGAUUCCAGUAGCCCUAAAGAAAGCAAGGGCCGUGAGCGUUUUCACGGGCAGGUGGAAGAUCAUAAUCUCCAAGCUGGAAAAGGUACCGUCUUGUUUGUCUGAUCUAUCCAGCCAUCCUUGUUUUUCCAAGAACACCCUCUGUAUGGAACAGCUUGUAGCAAUCUCGAGCACUUUAGAGGAAGCCGUUCGAUUGGCUAAAAGAUGCUCUGAGGAAAACUAUGGAGGUAAACUUCAGAUGCAGAGUAAUCUUGAUGCUUUGUCUGCAAAACUGGACUUGAAUCUUCAUGACUGUGGACUCCUUGUUAAAACCGGUGUCCUGGGUGAGGCCACCUUUCCGGUGGUUGUCACAAAAUCAGUGACAGGAGGAAGAUUAGAGCCUGCAAAGUGGACUAUCAGGGAGCUGUUGGCUCGUCUGCAGAUUGGUCACUUGGAGGCUAAGCACCAAGCUCUUGAUAACCUGGUGGAAAUCAUGAAGGAAGAUGAGAAGAGUGUACUGGGUGUUCUGGGAAGAAGCAAUGUCUCUGCUCUCGUUCAGUUGCUAAGUGCAAGUUCUCCUAAGAUUAAGGAGAAAGCUGCUUUUGUGGUUUGCACCUUGGCCGAAUCAGGUACUUGUGAGAAUUUCCUUGUAUCUGAAGGGGUGCUUCCUCCUCUUAUUAGGCUGGUUGAGUCAGGAAGCCCAAUGGCCAAGGAGAAGGCUAUAAUAUCUCUUCAAAGAUUAUCUAUGGCUGUCGAAACUGCUCGUUCCAUCGUUGGGCAUGGUGGCAUUCCCCCACUAAUUGGCAUCUGUCAAACUGGGGCUUCUGUUUCUCAGUCGGCUGCAGCGGGAACUCUAAAGAACCUUUCCGCGGUGCCAGAAGUAAGACAGAUUCUUGCUGAAGAAGGGGUGGUCACGGUCAUGGUAAAUCUUUUGGAUGCCGGAAUUUUGUUGGGUUCUAAGGAGUACGCUGCUGAGUGUUUGCAGAACAUGACGUGCAGCAAUGAGAGCCUUAGGCGGCAAGUGGUCUCUCAAGGUGGGUUGCAGCGUCUUCUGGUGUAUCUUGACGGCCCCUUGCCCCAAGAAUCGGCAGUAGGUGCUGUUCGCAAUUUGGUUGGUUCAGUGCCCUUGGAAGAUCUGAUUUCUUUAGGUCUUCUUCCUCGUCUGGUGCACGUCCUCAAAGCUGGCUCCUUAGGUGCUCAGCAAGCUGCAGCUUCUGCUAUAUGUCGGAUAUGUAAUUCUAUGGAAAUGAGAAGGUUGGUUGGUGAGAUUGGGUGCAUCCCACUACUUGUGAAAAUGCUAGAAGCCAAAACUAACAGUGCUAGGGAGGUCGCUGCCCAAACAAUUGGAAAUCUGCUAAUGUUCCCACAAAACUGCAGAGACAUUAGGAAAGACGACAAAAGUGUGCCCAAUCUCGUCCAAUUACUCGAACCAAGUAUGCAGAAUACAGCGAAGAAGUAUGCUAUCUCUUGCUUGACUGCUCUGUCUUCAAGCAAGAAGUGCAAAAAGCUGAUGAUUUCGUAUGGUGCCAUUGGGUAUCUGAAGAAGUUGUGUGAAUUGGACGUUCCAGGUGCCAAGAAACUGCUGGAGAAGCUAGAGAGAGGGAAGUUACGAAGCUUGUUCAGCCGAAAAUAAACACUAACUAUGCCUUUUAAUCAAUGAGAACUGUUGCUACAUAAGUACCCUGGUAACUCUUGUUUCAUUCUCUCUGUGGAGCAAAUUGUAGUUGGCAAGGUUGGCCUUCUCUUUUGUGUCGUAACUUGUAGAUGUUGCGCGGCUGCAAUGUUAUAUAUCUUGUAAAUUAAACCUCGCUGGUUUUCCUCUUUCUUGGCCUGAUGAAUCUUCUUGGCCGUUCUGUAGUCCUGGAGUUGUUUUCACGCGAAUGAUCCUGCUAAUUAUUGAACCAGGUUGUGUUUUCUCUCUGAA
Messenger RNA from Nymphaea colorata (pocket water lily), 2501 nucleotides. RefSeq lists its product as uncharacterized. Bases 534 to 2210 code for a protein of 558 amino acids. The transcript has 6 exons. NCBI's taxonomy places the organism in Eukaryota, Viridiplantae, Streptophyta, Magnoliopsida, Nymphaeales, Nymphaeaceae. The record is from RefSeq and is a predicted model, not a curated record. Gene Ontology annotation, molecular function: protein binding.